Messenger RNA from Hydractinia symbiolongicarpus, 2131 nucleotides. RefSeq lists its product as uncharacterized. NCBI's taxonomy places the organism in Eukaryota, Metazoa, Cnidaria, Hydrozoa, Anthoathecata, Hydractiniidae. Bases 151 to 1560 code for a protein of 469 amino acids. Gene Ontology annotation, biological process: proteolysis. Gene Ontology annotation, molecular function: cysteine-type peptidase activity. The record is from RefSeq and is a predicted model, not a curated record. The transcript has 17 exons.
UCGAAAAAAAGGGGCCUUAAAGCCAGAUUUAAAGGUCCCUUCAUCGUGCAGUCAGUGACACCCCAUGGCAAUGUAAAAUUUAGAGAAAGCAAAAACAGCCAUCAUGCGAAAAAUUUAAAAAAAUUCGUUGAAGUUUCUGAACCAACCACCAUGUCUAUUAAAGAAAUGCUGAUAGAUGAAGGUGGUAUUGAUAACGCUACCAUUCUCGACCAUGACUAUGCUUGCGAAUAUCCAGUUAAAAAUAUUAUAGAAAAAGAAGGGCGUUUAAUAGCUGAUGUCACAGAUGAAAUAUCUGAUGAAGAUAUUAUAAGAUGCGUUUCUGAACCAACAACAGAAUUUAACAACAAGGAACAGGCUGAUGGUACUUAUAGCGCUACUGGCCUAAAUAUCAAAGCUGAAGAGAAGCAGACAAAAAAGAUCGAUAACGAUGAAAUGGAAAUGUAUUCGAACACAAAUGGGGUGUGUUUUUGUGCAGCAACGGUUCAUGAACAAAUGGUUGCGUUGAAAUCAGUGGAAACAAAGAAAAUUGUUCUCAGCCUGUUUCCUGAAUUUGGAAGUACUCCGGUAACAGAUGUUUUACUAAAGGAAGCUCUGCAUAGCUCUGUAAAUGACGAAGUCAUAUACACCUAUUUGUGUAUUCUUUCCCGGCAAAGUAAACAUAAGAGUGUAAAGAUUAUUACUCCAGGCGAGAUGUCUCUGAUUUUUGAUGAACCAGCGUCAAAAAUGAAACAGCGUGAUAUAACAAAAUACGAUCAAAUUAUUGGUUGUCGUUGUUCAGGAUACCACUGGACGCUUUCGGUUGUUAUUCCAUCUGCUUCAACCAUAAUUUACUUUAACCCACUCGGUGAAUUACCUGAAGAAAUUGUAAUGGUUGAACAGCAAUGGAAUUCUUAUCUUGCGGCGAAAUAUCAAAUAGAAGAUAACUUUAACGUGGAAAUUGUGCCACAUGCACGACAGAAAGAUAGCAUUUCCUGUGGUGUAUACUGUUUGAAAUUUGCAGAGUGCCUUAUUUUGGAAAAACAAGAGGUGCCAAUAACUUUAACAACAUCAAGCGUUACAACCUACAGAGAGGAAAUUGUUAAAAAAUUGCUUGAAGAGGGAGGUCAAGAACGAUGGUGCAAUAGCGUAUGUCGAGUAUGUGGAAAGGCAGAGGGUCCUAAAGUACAAGGAAAACCAACUGAUGCGUGGGUUUGCUGCGAUACUUGCUUACCAGCCAGGUGGUAUCAUCAGCAGUGUUUACACAAGUCGUUAAGAAAAUCGUACAGUAAUUUCCCAUUUAAUUGUGAUAUGCUGCAAGUCGCUCCUCCGGAAUUUAAUGAGAAGUUGUGGACUGUACAAAAAAAUGAAAAAGUGGAGGUACUUGUCAUAAAAGACGAAGAUAUUAAUAAUAACCAAGACACCGGUACAGUCAAGAAGAACGUAAAUGAAGUUGAUGAGGGCUGCUUCGUUAUAAAAAGGAAAAACAAUUACAUGAGGAAAUGUGCCGGGUGUGGCGGAGAUUUCACAGGCACAGAUGUGUGUGUCAUGACAACAGAAUUGAGAUUAUUAAGAGGAGAAUAGGCACCACACGGGAAACGCAAGAAAACAAAUGUGCACUACCACAUAGAUCAAAAGUGUUUGGGCAGAGGAUUUGAAGCACAGAAUAUAUUAAAUCCGAUGAACGUCUUCAUCUCAAAAGAAAACCUAGAUAUAUUUAAACAAAACGGGGUGGAUUUAAGGAAAAACAAGAAUUUUUAGCAUUAUCAAGUUUUUUUUAUAGAGAUUGUAUUUUAUGACUGUUCUAUGACGAAAAUGUUCUUUAAAAUACAGUGGAAUAUGUGUAUGUGUCAGACUUUCCUGUUGAUCUAAUGGUGUUCCUUUUCUUCAUAUUUUAUUGUAAGAUACAAUCACUUAACUUCAAACGUUUGAAUAGCCAUAUCAAAUGUGUGUUUUUAUAUUUUCCGCACAAAAAGAAUAAAUAAGAACAAGAAGAAGACAGCGUCUUUAACAUCUGCGCUGCGGGAGAAAUCUAAUGGUCAUACGUACGCAAUUCGCUGCGUCAAGAUCGUGCGCCAUAUAAUAUAAAAUUCAUUAUGCAAUGCAUAUAAAGCAUUCAUGAUACAUAAAUACUGUUUUGCAUUUAGGGUGAACA